AUGUAAGUGUUCACAGCCUCAGGUAUCCUGUUCUAAGCAUGCCCCUCCAACACACCCCUACCCUCGCCCAUAUAAUCCCGCUUCUGCCGCUGUGAUAAGGCUGCCCUGUUGAGUCCUGUGUUGUCUUUUAAGUGAUUUGGUUUUUCCCAUUCUGCCUGGCCUUGUUGGUGGCACCCAUAAGGCUCAAAAUCAGUCCUCCACGUGACAUCUAUAAAGAGUUCACCUAUCUAUAACCUGUUCACCAACACCUGGUAAGCAUGACGCAUCUUUCAUUAUGUUCAGAUUCACUGUUUCCCUUUUCUGUUGGCACAUGUUGUAUCUCUCAAUGGUUUUCUUUGCUUUGGUGCAUUUGCGCAUUCGUGCAUCUUCACAUACCCAUCAAGCAUGGUCUGGGAGUACGCCUGCUAGCGUUCCAUGAAGCCAAGGCCUACAGGGGCAGGAGAGACCGGUCACUGGUGAGCAUCUACUAUACGUUACGUCACCGGCUUGCAGUCCGGAGGCAGACCGAAGGAAGAGGGAUAUGCAGGCGUGGUGGUCUCUUGGCCCCUGCAGAUUCCUUGAGCGGGGGCCCAAGAUCCAUCAAGCCCGGAUCAUUGGGAGAAUCAUCAGGCGCCUAUGCGACGAUCCAACGUGGUCCGACAAUGUCCGUGGGGCAUUCUCAGGAUCGCCGAGCCGUCCUCGUCCCACGGACCUCCAAACGGAAAGAUCUGUCCGUUUUGCGUGAACCGUCGAGGAACGGCUAUUGAGGGGGGAGGAGGAGGGGUAAAAUGAGGAGAGCACAGGAGGGGCUAUACGGGGGAAUCACUUCACAUUGAGGGACAAUCAUUGCUGCUAGCUCAUAUCAUCAUCAAUGAGCAGCAUAAUGACAAUUGUUCUGAGUUAUGGGAGGCGGGUUGAACCGAUGUCAAUUCAUUACGGAGUUAUCCGAGAUCGGGGGAGGCGGGGGGGGGGAAAGACGACAAGAAGGGGAGAUCAC
Aspergillus saccharolyticus JOP 1030-1 is the source of this 976-nucleotide messenger RNA. RefSeq lists its product as uncharacterized. Bases 258 to 746 code for a protein of 162 amino acids. The record is from RefSeq and is a predicted model, not a curated record. NCBI's taxonomy places the organism in Eukaryota, Fungi, Ascomycota, Eurotiomycetes, Eurotiales, Aspergillaceae. The transcript is spliced from 2 exons.